Messenger RNA from Sesamum indicum (sesame), 1874 nucleotides. Its product is annotated as arabinosyltransferase RRA2. Gene Ontology annotation, molecular function: glycosyltransferase activity. Gene Ontology annotation, biological process: root hair cell development. Lineage: Eukaryota; Viridiplantae; Streptophyta; Magnoliopsida; Lamiales; Pedaliaceae. The record is from RefSeq and is a predicted model, not a curated record.
AAAACUCUGAUGUGAAAUUGGUAUUGGAAAAUAGAAGGAAAUCUCGCGUGAAAUUAAAGUUUCAGGACUCGCACACCCGGAGCUCCCACCUCAUCCCCGCCUCCGCAUCUUAAAAAUCCCACUCCUUUGAAUGAGAGAGUUAAAAACUUGCCUAAUAAAUUAUUUAAACAACUGCAUUCAUUAGCUGGUACCUGCUACUAAUUACUCUUUUCCAUUCUAAAUUAGUUUGUCGAACAAUGCAACAUCAAUAGUCUAUUGCAAUCCGAGUUGAAAAGGAUGAUUGGCGGUCGUAGAGAGACUGGCUUUAGCAAAAGAGACGGCGGAGGUGGCGGCCAGUCGUUUUGCCGAUCGCGAAUCGCCGCCGCGAUCUUCGUCGGAAUAUUCCUCGGCGGUGUUUUCGCCUUCUUUUACCCCGAUGGAUUUUUUGUCUCAUCGCCUUCGGUUCACCAUUCUGUCGCCAACUCCGAUUCCGAGGUUAUUACCUCUUCAUGCGCGUCAUCAGAACGCAUCAACAUGUUAAAAUCAGAGUUCAUUGCUGCUUCAGAGAAAAAUGCACGGUUUAAAAUGCAAAUUAGGGAGUUGACCGAGAAGCUUCAGCUGGCAGAACAAAGGAAGGAUAAUGCACAGAAACAGGUGUUGGUGUUAGGUGAACAGCAAAAAGCUGGGCCUUUUGGCACAGUUAAGGGAUCACGAACCAACCCUACAGUAGUACCUGACGAGUCUGUUAACCCAAGAUUGGCAAAGAUACUGGAGAAAGUUGCUGUGAAUCGUGAACUUAUUGUCACCCUUGCAAAUUCAAAUGUUAAGGACAUGUUGGAGUUGUGGUUCACAAAUAUCAAAAGAGUGGGCAUACCUAAUUACUUGGUUUUUGCUUUGGAUGAGGAAAUUGCCAGUUUCUGUCAAUCAAAAGAUGUUCCAGUAUAUAAAAGAGACAAUGAUGAAGUCAAAAGAGACCAAGAUAAAAAUUUUGAAUCCAUUGCAAGAACAGGAGGAAAUCAUGCUGUCUCAGGAUUAAAAUUCCGAAUCUUGAGGGAGUUCUUGCAGCUGGGUUAUAGCGUUCUGCUCUCAGAUGUUGACAUAAUCUACUUAAAAAAUCCAUUCAAUCAUCUUUACAGGGACUCAGAUGUGGAGUCCAUGACCGACGGUCACAAUAACAUGACAGCUUAUGGAUACGACGACGUUUUUGAUGAGCCUACAAUGGGUUGGGCAAGGUAUGCUCACACAAUGAGGUUAUGGGUUUAUAAUUCAGGGUUCUUUUAUAUAAGACCUACAAUCCCCUCUAUAGAGCUUUUAGAUAGAGUGGCUGGUAGGCUGGCUCGAGAGAAUGCAUGGGACCAAGCAGUCUUCAAUGAGGAGCUUUUCUUCCCAUCAUAUCCUGGUUAUGAGGGGCUUCACGCUUCCAGAAGAACUAUGGAUUACUAUCUGUUCAUGAACAGUAAAGUUCUCUUCAAAACCGUGAGGAAAGACUCUCAACUCAGCAAGCUUAAGCCAGUAAUAAUUCAUUUAAAUUAUCACCCAGAUAAGUUUCCGCGAAUGAAAGCAGUCGUUGAUUACUAUGUGAAUGGGAAGCAAGAUGCUUUGAGUCCCUUCCCUGAUGGUUCAGAUUGGUAAGUGAUUUCGUACUUGAUGGAAAAUGCUGCAAUGCCUGUUGACCAAGAUAACUGGAGGUUUGAGGUUUCUGUUCCUUCUUACAGCACAUGUAAGUUUUCUUGAAGCAACUUGAGAUUACUGAAUGUUGUUCUGCUGAUUACCUGUUAUUUAAUGUUCUAGUUGACAUAGGAUACAUUGUGUGGCAAGCUGCAACGCUUUUUGAUUCUGAAGAAUUUCUGGCAACUGAUGCAGAAGAAAAUAUAUUACAGGUGGAAUUUCUUUCA